Porites evermanni is the source of this 3424-nucleotide messenger RNA. The record is from the annotation of a GenBank genome assembly. NCBI's taxonomy places the organism in Eukaryota, Metazoa, Cnidaria, Anthozoa, Scleractinia, Poritidae.
AUGACCAGGAAUUCCCUUAUUAUCACGGUACUGCUCGUACUUGUGCUAGCUGUGGUUGGGAUAUACGGGAACUUUUGUGACCAGGGUCUCCCUGGAAGGUACUGUUUUAAGGACCUGAGUGGCUGGUAUGAGUGUACCAUUGACAAGAAAACCCAAAAAAUGGUUCAAAAAACGCACAAAUGUCCAGCCUCUACACGGUGAGUGAUUAGGGUUCCCUGGAGAGGACUCCGAAUAUGAAAGGGGUGGGGAUGCUCGUCGUCUCGCUUAGGGGUGGAAAUUUCGGAUUUUGGUCUCACUUAGGGUGUUUUAGGUAAAACGCCAUCAUAUUUAGCCGUGAAGGUCUCGUUUGGGGUUGCAAAUGAAAAAAUAUAAAAAUAUGUGUAUUGCCUGUGUUUUAACAUGGUCUCUUUUAGGGGUCCAAAAAAGCGCGGGCUACGCCCAUAUCGGUCUCUUUUAGGGGUUUAAUUCAAAAUUUCCGACGAGCAUCCCCACCCCUUUCGUAUGCGGAGUCCCCACGGGUCAGGUUUUGGUUCAAUGCAUGCAGUUUUAGUUUCAAAUUAAUAAACGUUGUGUGUUUUAUUAAAACGUUUGCAUGUAACAACUUAUAAGCUAAGAAGCAAUUUGAAAAUAAUGUAUUUGCUCACUAAAGCAAGAGUUGAUGAGACUUAACCAUGUCGAUUGUCUUUUUCACAAUUUCGGUAGCUUUCACUUCUGGUUGGUUAAGAAAAAUAGUGCAAUCAGACGGGUGGCUUGCGAGCAAGCCCGUCGGGGCAAAAAAACUUUCCCUGUUUGCUCCGCCGCCCGAGCGCCCCGGAGAGCUUGCAAGUAAGGCUAUAAACACACAGGUGUGUGGCCAUCAUCAUCAUUAUUAAAAGUAACGUCCUACGCACCAGUAGGUACAUAAUGCCGUAAUAUUCUCUGAAUAGGCUAGUUUUUUUUUGGCGUUGGCUGCAGUUAAUUCACAGUGUCGAUUAGUGUCCGCCUUUUCUGAACAGUUCCUUUUUCUAACUGAAACAUACAAGCUGGCGUUUUGGUAGUUUGAGAUGCACAGUUGUUAAUGAAAGCAUCUGGCUUCACAUAAAUAACUCUUGACGCGUUAAUCUCCUUACGUACCUGCAUUUACUUUCAGAUGUCAGUGUUUCUACGGUGUGGACUGCCCACCUACGGUCGGGAAACCCUGUGCUAAAUACGAGCUCCCCCCACCAUUCCCAGAAGUAUUUUCUACCUUCUACACCACGAUCGUUACCGACUGUGAUGCCAAGAGUUGUACGAACUUCACAAACAUCGGAGAAUUUCUGCAGAACUCUACCGCAGGGGAACAGCGACAUGAUCGAGUAGGAGCCGGUAGCUGGGAAACUACUUUCAUUUUCCCGUUUCAGUACAUUGAGAACAACAAUUACAUUCAGGUAUUUGCGCAGGUAUUUAAUCAAGCGUUUUCUGAAAUAUGGCGCUUGCAAAAUCACUUUAAAAUAGCGUGCCUGUAGUUGUCUGUAGUACACUAACAAAUACGACCUAAUACAUCGAUGAUGCUCUGUUUCAUGCCAAACGGUUUUUUGUUUAGUAGGGCGUGUCUUGGGUGUCCUGUGCACUCCCUUCUUACUCUAAAGUAACCUGAAGGAGGGCCUUUGUUAAUUUCCACAAGAGACAUAUAAAGAUGAGAGAGGGAACAAUUGCAAGCUUAAUCUAAGAUGCCUUUUUUUCCAUUCAGUAACCGGACCCUGGGCCGGGAUGUUCAAUGCUGGGUUAAGAUAACCCGGGGUGAGCGCAAAAUUCGAAGCAGAUAUGAAAGCGUAAAAAGCAGUCUUAUUCUUACCCUAGAAAGAAUAGAGAAAGUUAUCAGAGAAAAUGCUCUUGAACUGAAGAACAAGAAAAAGGGAUUCCAAAAUGUAACUCUGGGUUAGCGCUAAUCGGCCUUCGAACAACUGGGCCCUGUAUAAAUAGGAGUCGGAAAAAUACUGCCGGAGUGACCCUGCCGAUGGACUGGUAUGCCACUUAGGAGGCCGGGGACCGGAGAACUAGCCAGUAGUCCUUACUACUGAGACCAGGAUAAACCCCGGUCAUGUAGGGUUCUUUGUUGGCUCCUAGAGCUGUUUGACCGUACCCUAUACUACUGGUUCUUUCGUAGAGAGUAACCUAUUUUUUUCCUUCGUGUUUUAGUUUGACGCUAUCUGGUUCGGCAGAAACUGCACCCUCAAUUCCAGGUCUAACUUUCCGCGCUUUGGGGUACCACCCUAUUUCACUUGCGGAAAUACGUUUACUGGCAAACUGGGGGCCACCUUUAAAGGGUGUGAAUGGAGAUCAGGGGGACACAGCAAAACCGAUGAGGUAAGCGACAAAGAUUUUGGGGACACUGAACAUAUGCUGAACCACUGUAGGGGCGUGUACGGGAGGGCCUCACACGCCUAGCCUGCGAGCAACCUCUCCAUUCACGGGGGGAUUCGCGAGAAGUCACGCGACAGCAGCACGCGAAAGGAGACGCGAGUGCGUGGGGCAGGAAAGAAAGGGCGUGUUUAAUCUAGGCAGGUCAAGUCUCACUUUCCGUUUAACCCUUACUACAGACCUUUUCUUCAACCGGGGACCGCUCGCGCGCUUUCUCGCGCGUUCUUAAACUAGUCAAAAAUGCUGGCAGUAGCAGCGGCCGUGAUAGUUAUAAUGAGGCAUAAAAACUAGAUAAUAAUUUAUAAAGUACCCUUUCCUAAAGGGUCCAAAGGCUGUUUCAGUUUGGGACCAGGCUGUUCGGGACUUCACCUUAUUUUAGGCCAAACCGAAGCCCGUAAAAUUGAGAAAAGUUAUUUUCAAGAACAGGAUUCCUCUAUCUCAGGGUUUGGAUUUAUGCCCCACUCCACCCUCCCCCCCCACCUCACACCACCCAUCACCACCACACACCUGAAUUUUACAGCAACAUACCUGAAUGGGAUCAAGGUAUUUGUCCUGGUCUCUAAGCCCGCUACAGUAGAGGUUUCAAUUCGAAAAUGUUCAUUUAUAUUCAUGCUGUUCCAGUGAUUGGGUAAAUACUAUCGGCUUCAAUAAGUUCUUCAACACUUUACAAAGCAUAACCAUUUCUUUUCGUCCAUUCCAGGUUAUCAUUGACAAAUGGCUUUUGAUUCAAUUGACGGAUGGUCGCUUCAUACCCUUUGCGCACGAGGUGCAAAGGCGCCCAACCCCCGCCAGCAACCACACAGAAUUCUACGAUACUGUGUUCGCCUCGUUCUUCCCAGACUUCCUCGAUCCUAGUCAGCUGUCGAUGCCGACAUUUUGUGGCCAAAACCUUGCAGCAUUGACGACCAGCCGUGUCGAAGGAAACGAGCCCGGUAUGAAACCCCCGGAGUUCAUGCGCGAAAAGUUGGCGAGAAACAAGGCUUAUGAUAUAGCCGAGUACUAUGACGCAAAACGUCGCUUACAGUUACUGCGCAACCAGGGAUAG